Molecule: messenger RNA, 1698 nt
Organism: Hansenula ciferrii
Lineage: Eukaryota; Fungi; Ascomycota; Saccharomycetes; Phaffomycetales; Wickerhamomycetaceae
Gene: SRP101
Product: Signal recognition particle receptor subunit alpha
Exons: 1
Coding region: 1-1698 (565 amino acids)
Biological process (GO): SRP-dependent cotranslational protein targeting to membrane
Cellular component (GO): signal recognition particle receptor complex; endoplasmic reticulum membrane
Molecular function (GO): GTPase activity; signal recognition particle binding; GTP binding
Source: RefSeq, a predicted model, not a curated record
AUGAUUGACCAGUUCGUGAUAUUCACCCCGUCAGGGCUUGUGCUAUAUCGCCAUGCUCCUAGAAAGAUACCAGACUCUGUAAUCAAUUCAUUGAUCAGUAAUGUCUUCAUUUCUGAUAAUGCCAGAUCACUUGAUGAUGAUGCACAAGUGGAUACUUAUAAUACCGGGAACUCUACAAUCAAGUACAAGAGUGUGAACAACCCAAAUAUAGUGGUUGCCACAGUAUAUCCUUCAUUGACUCCAUUGAAAUAUUCAGAAGAAUUGGUUGAUGUGGGUGUUAAAUUAUUUGUUGAAUUAUUGGGUGAUGGUAUAGUGGAAAAUAUUGGGAAUCAAAAACAUCCAUUGUAUCAAUUAGAAGAAGAACGUGUUAAAUUUGAUAGAUAUUUGAAAUCUAAAUUAAGUGAUUUUGAAUUACAAAGUCAAAAUUCAAAUGCUGAAUCAUCACCAUCAUUGGGUGAUAAAGAAUUAGACAGUGGAGCAUCAACACCAAAUAAAAAGACUAAUGGUGGUAAAUCCACCAGUAAAAACACUAAGAAGUUCCGUAAAUGGGGUGCUGAUGGUAUGGUUGAAGAAGAUUCAGAUUUCCAAUUAGAUUUUUCUUCUGGUGAUAUUCAACAAAACUCAAAUUCAGCUCAAACUGAAAGUUCAUUAGCAUCACAAAUCGAUACUGAAAAUUAUGGUAAUAAAGAUAGUAAAACAGGUGCAUUUUUAGUUAAAGAUUUAAAUGAUGAAAUUGAAGCUAUUUUAAACAGCUCUAAGAAAAAACAACAAGAAACUAAAGAACCAUUUGGAUUUUUGAAAAAAUUUACUGGUGGUAAAACUAUAACUUCUGAAGAUAUUAAAUCAACUUUAUCAGAAUUACAAAAUCAUUUAAUUAGAAAAAAUGUUGCACCAGAAGUUGCACAACAUUUAACACAUAAUGUUGAAAAAGCCCUUGUUGGUUCUAAGACUAAAAAUUGGACUAGUAUACAACAAACUGCAAAAGAAGCAUUAGCAAACGCAUUAACUAAAAUCCUUACCCCAGGUACCUCAGUUAACCUUUUACAAGAUAUUAGAGCCAACAAGAAACCAUAUGUUAUUUCAGUUGUUGGUGUUAAUGGUGUUGGUAAAUCAACAAAUUUAUCCAAAUUAGCAUUUUGGUUAUUACAAAAUGAUUUUAAAGUUCUUAUUGUUGCAUGUGAUACGUUUAGAUCAGGUGCUGUGGAGCAAUUACGUGUUCAUGUUAAUAAUCUUAAAAGAUCAAAUGAAGAUCAAAUUGAAUUAUUCGAAGGUGGUUAUGGUGGUUCUGAUUUAGUUGCCAAAAUUGCUAAAAAUGCUAUAGAAUAUGCUAAAAAGCAAGAAUUUGAUAUAAUAUUGAUGGAUACAGCUGGUAGAAGACAUAACGAUGCAAGAUUAAUGGCACCAUUAGCAUCAUUUGCCAAAGCUGCUAAUCCAAAUAAGAUUAUUAUGGUUGGUGAAGCUCUUGUAGGGACUGAUUCUGUUCAACAAGCUAAAAAUUUUAAUAAUGCAUUUGGUGCUGGUCGUACCUUGGAUUUCUUUAUCAUAAGUAAAUGUGAUACUGUGGGUGAUUUGAUUGGGACAAUGGUUAAUAUGGUUUAUGCUACCAAUAUUCCAAUUUUAUUUGUUGGUGUGGGUCAAACUUAUACUGAUUUACGUACUUUAAGUGUUGAAUGGGCUGUUAAUAUCUUGAUGAGCUAA